AUGAUUUCUCUUGGCAUGGGAAUAUCGGCUACGUUUUCCAUGUGGUCCAAGAUGGAAACUGCACUUACAUCGGUUGGCCGAAUCAAGACGUUUGAGGAGGACAGCCCACAAGAGCCCGUUGUUGAAACUGAAGUAGCUGCCGAUUGGCCUGCCCAGGGCCGAAUCGAGUUUCACAAUGUGUCUGCCAAAUACGACCCCAAUGGCGACGAAUCCACCGUUGUACUUCACAAUGUCAAUCUCACUAUUGAGGCUGGUAAGAAGGUAGGAAUUGUUGGCCGCACAGGAAGUGGUAAAACGGCACUGAUGAUGUUGCUUGCCAAAAUGGUGUCGUGUACCGGUGAAAUCACCAUCGAUGGCGUCAACCUCAACUCGGUUGACAACGAGCUCCUACGGGCCCGAAUCACAGCUAUCCCCCAAGACUCAAUCGAGAUUCCAGGCACGUUGCGCUUCAACAUCUGUCCUUUUGAGUACCGCGCCAAAGUGGAAGACUCGCUCAUGAUUUCGAUUCUCACGCGUAUGGGCAUAUGGGAGUAUCUUUCUGAACGUGGUGGCCUCGAUGCUGAAAUCAAGGGUUUGAAGCUUUCUCCUGGUCAACGACAGAUGGUUUGCAUCACCCGCGGCAUAGUGCAUCAUCUACAGACCCGGUCCAAGGUUGUUUUGAUGGAUGAGAUUUCCAGCCAGCUAGACUAUGAAACAGAUAAGACUGUGCAGGAGGUGCUCGAGGCGGAAUUUAAGGACUGUACAAUGUUGACUAUUGCGCAUCGCACAGAGACGCUCAAGGAUGUCGACAUGUUGAUUGAGAUGGCAGAGGGUAUUGCUACAACGUCAAUACCCAGCAAGACUGUUGUUACUGGGGAGCCAUCAUCAUCAGCUACUGCCAGCGAAUAG
This is a messenger RNA of [Torrubiella] hemipterigena, 888 nucleotides long. Lineage: Eukaryota; Fungi; Ascomycota; Sordariomycetes; Hypocreales; Clavicipitaceae. The record is from the annotation of a GenBank genome assembly.